This is a messenger RNA of Panicum hallii, 1531 nucleotides long. Its product is annotated as chloroplast stem-loop binding protein of 41 kDa b, chloroplastic. The transcript has 10 exons. Gene Ontology annotation, cellular component: cytosol. NCBI's taxonomy places the organism in Eukaryota, Viridiplantae, Streptophyta, Magnoliopsida, Poales, Poaceae. Gene Ontology annotation, biological process: rRNA processing. The record is from RefSeq and is a predicted model, not a curated record. Bases 144 to 1274 code for a protein of 376 amino acids. Gene Ontology annotation, molecular function: RNA binding.
UACACAGCCAUCCAUCCGAAGUAAACAAGGCCGGCCCAUCCUUCUCACUCUUGUUUCUUAGCACUUCAUUUAAUACUAGUGCAGGCACAGCGAGGAGAGAGAGAGAGAGAGAGAGAGGAGAGGCAGAGCAGAGGGAGAGAGACAUGGCGGCCUCGGCGUCCCUGAAGAGCAGCCUCCUCCUACCGUCUCCUAUCUCCGACUUCAGCGGCGCAGCCGUCUCCGUCUCAGCGCAGAAGAGGAGGAGGUCAUGGCAGCCGAGGGGGGCGAGGGUGCAGGUCUCGGCGGCUGCGGACUCCAAGAACAUUCUUGUCAUGGGUGGAACCAGGUUCAUUGGUGUUUUCCUGUCCAGACUCCUUGUCAAGGAGGGCCAUCAGGUUACAUUGUUCACUAGGGGAAAGGCGCCCAUCACCCAGCAGCUGCCAGGAGAAUCCGAUGCAGAGUACGAAGGCUUCUCCUCCAAGAUCCAGCACUUGAAAGGUGACAGGAUGGACUUCGAAUUCGUCAAGACAAGCCUUGCUGCUAAGGGCUACGAUGUCGUCUACGACAUCAACGGACGCGAGGCUGUGGAGGUUGAGCCUAUAAUCGACGCCUUGCCCAACCUGGAACAGUACAUCUACUGCUCAUCAGCCGGAGUGUACCUGAAAUCAGACCUUCUCCCACACUGCGAGGCCGACGCCGUGGACCCCAAGAGCCGGCACAAGGGGAAGCUGGAGACGGAGAGCCUGCUCACCGCCCGCGGCGUGAACUGGACGUCCAUCCGGCCGGUGUACAUCUACGGCCCGCUCAACUACAACCCCGUCGAGGAGUGGUUCUUCCACCGCCUCAAGGCCGGCCGGCCCAUCCCCAUCCCCGGUGCCGGCAACCAGAUCACCCAGCUCGGCCAUGUCAAGGACCUUGCAACGGCAUUCAACCUGGUGCUCGGCAACCCGAAGGCGAGCCAGCAGAUCUUCAACAUCUCCGGGGCCAAGUACGUCACCUUCGACGGCCUCGCACGGGCAUGCGCGAAGGCUGGAGGGUUCCCUGAGCCGGAGCUCGUGCACUACAACCCCAAGGACUUCGACUUCGGCAAGAAGAAGGCCUUCCCGUUCAGGGACCAGCACUUCUUCGCGUCGAUCGAGAAGGCGACCAGGGAGCUCGGGUGGACGCCGGAGUUCGACCUCGUCGAGGGGCUCACCGACUCGUACAACCUCGACUUCGGCCGCGGCACGUUCAGGAAGGCGGCCGACUUCACCACAGACGACAUGAUCCUCGGCAAGAAGCUUGCGACCGUCUGAGCCUGCCUUGAUCUUUGGGAAACGAUGGCUCCACGUGACACGGCAAAAGGGCCGGUGCAGCUGCUGGGGACCAAAAUGCUGGUUGUAGAUGUGGGGAAUACAUGGGAAAUUAUCUCAAUUUUUGUUUGGACUAGGUUUAUAUCCGUGCGUUGCCACGGGCGUCGAGAAAUUUUCCACACAAUAAGUGGAGCAUGAAACUACAUGGUAUUUUAGGAUAGAUCAUAAUACACAACAAAAUAUACCUAAUCUUAGCAACA